Molecule: messenger RNA, 813 nt
Organism: Pecten maximus
Lineage: Eukaryota; Metazoa; Mollusca; Bivalvia; Pectinida; Pectinidae
Product: leucine-rich repeat extensin-like protein 5
Exons: 1
Coding region: 1-813 (270 amino acids)
Source: RefSeq, a predicted model, not a curated record
AUGGACAUCCUAGAGUUGGACCACCGGGAAGAUGGGCUCGAGGACCUCCUUAGGGAGGUCCAAGGGUUAUUAGAACCCGAAGCCCCAUUGCCAUCGACCCCCAAAGGGCCGGUGGGUGGGACUUCUCCCUCAGGGACUCCACCGUCCACAGGGACGGAGGAGUCCAAAACGUAUGCAAAUCCGACUCCUCAAUUGGAGUCGGAGACUUCCUCGCCCCCAGGGCCCGUCCGUGCUCCCCUGGCAGAGCCGGAGAAGACGGACCUCGAGGGCGACAACAUUCCCUCUGAAACGUCCGGGGGGGGGGGGGGGGGGGAUACCCCUUCACCAACCCGGGGCCCCACUAAAACACCGGACCUGCCUUCUGGGGAGACAGAAUCUGAUCCCCGGGAGGCCAGUCCAGAGCCCCGACAGUAUCCCCGGGGGAUACCCUUCAGGACUGCUGAUCGCCCGGACGGGCCAUUGGCUGUCCCGAAGGUGCCCCUAGGGGUACCGCUGCCCACUCUUAGGCUCAUGGAGGAAAUAAAGGCCACCGCGGUUCCAUUGGAACCCCGCGUGGCACCUUCCACGAGCCACCCCACAUCCAGACCAGUUCUCUCGACCCCUGCGGAUGAAGCAUCCCUGCUGAUACCCGGGGUGGUCCCCGCGGGAGCCGAGGGGACAUCAUCACCAGGAAGCGCUUCCUGGGGAUGGGAGGACACCGACCGUGUCCUCCACCCUAGGAAGAGGAGGAGAUCCCGGAGGAGGCGGGGUAACACCCCCAAAUCCGGGCUCCCCGCUUCAGAGUCUCCCCUAUCCAGCAGGGAGGGGGAUUAA